AUGUCUGGUGUUCAACCUGUCGCCGUCUAUGCUCUCAAGGUGCCUGCUGGAGGUGCCCUCAUUCCCGCAGUGCCCGAUGCUGCGGCCAUGUUUCGUGUGAGCAUGGCUGCCAUCGAUCCUGACGAGGAACCUGACUUUGAUGGACACGAUACCAACCAGCGCCCCAGAGCCACCCUCAGGAUCGUGCGCGCUCCCCCCGGACUGGACCUUGAGGACGACUCGGAUGAGGACUACGAGGAUGUGGACUCUGAUGAAGAUUCUGAUGACGAGGAAGUCAAUGGCGGUCCUAGUGACAAGGAGAAGGCUCGCAAGCUCAAGGAGCUUGCCGCUCUUAAGGAAAUGGAGGAAGCCAUGGACGAAGAUGACGAGGAUGAUGAUGAUGAUGACGAGGAUGGAGAGUUCGACCUGCAGGCUGCUAUCUCUAAGCUCGUCAAGGGCAAGGGCCCCGCUACUGACGACGACGAAGAUGACGAGGAGGAUGAGGGCCUGGAACUCGAUGAGAUGGUCGUCUGUACCUUGGAUACCGAGAAGAACCUCCAGCAGCCUUUGGACAUCACCGUCUCUGAGGAUGAGCGUGUUUUCUUCAAGGUCACCGGUACCCACACUGUUUACCUGACCGGAAACUACGUCAUGCCCACCGACGAGGGCCGUCAUUUCCAUGAUGAGGAUGAAGAAGAUGAGGAGGACUAUGACCUUUCCCCCGAUGAGGACGAGCUGGAUCUUGAGGCCCUCAUGGGCGAAGAUGAUGAGAGCGAUGACCUCGAUGACCUCGAGAACCCCAGAAUCACCGAGGUUGACAGCGAGGAGGAAGCCCCCAAGCUUGUUGACACCAAGGGAAAGAACAAGCGCUCUGCCCCCGCCGAGGAGGAGAAGCCCGCCAAGCAGGCCAACGGUGAGGAAACCUUGAGCAAGAAGCAGCAGAAGAAGCUGAAGAAGAACAACGGUGACGCAGCUGCUGUUGAGCAGAAGAAGGAGGCCAAGGAAGGAAAGGAGGCCAAGAAGGUCCAGUUCGCCAAGAACCUUGAACAGGGCCCUACCCCCUCCGGCCAGGACAAGAAGCCCGCCGAGCAGACCACCGGCACCCUUGGUGUCAAGGAGAUCAAGGGCGUCAAGAUUGAUGACAAAAAGCUUGGAAAGGGACCUGCCGCCAAGGCCGGUAACACUGUUGCCAUGAGAUACAUUGGAAAGCUCGAGGACGGCAAGGUCUUCGAUGCCAACAAGAAGGGCAAGCCUUUCAGCUUCAAGCUCGGCAAGGGUGAGGUGAUCAAGGGCUGGGACAUUGGUGUUGCUGGUAUGGCCGUUGGUGCUGAGCGCCGCAUUUCGAUCCCUCCUCACCUCGCCUAUGGCAAGAAGGCCCUCCCCGGCAUCCCGGGCAACUCUAAGCUGAUCUUCGAUGUCAAGCUUCUUGAGAUCAAAUAG
Molecule: messenger RNA, 1419 nt
Organism: Aspergillus bombycis
Lineage: Eukaryota; Fungi; Ascomycota; Eurotiomycetes; Eurotiales; Aspergillaceae
Product: FKBP-type peptidyl-prolyl cis-trans isomerase
Exons: 4
Coding region: 1-1419 (472 amino acids)
Cellular component (GO): nucleolus; chromatin
Molecular function (GO): macrolide binding; peptidyl-prolyl cis-trans isomerase activity
Source: RefSeq, a predicted model, not a curated record